Girardinichthys multiradiatus is the source of this 6463-nucleotide messenger RNA. It is a transcript of the gene adam11, whose product is annotated as ADAM metallopeptidase domain 11. The record is from RefSeq and is a predicted model, not a curated record. NCBI's taxonomy places the organism in Eukaryota, Metazoa, Chordata, Actinopteri, Cyprinodontiformes, Goodeidae. Bases 247 to 2565 code for a protein of 772 amino acids. Gene Ontology annotation, biological process: proteolysis. The transcript has 27 exons. Gene Ontology annotation, molecular function: metalloendopeptidase activity.
GCUCCUCGCGCGGUCUCCUGCUCUUUUGAAGCAGCCGACGCGCACAGACGGGUGUGUUUUGAACCCCUUCAGAGCGUUUUCACCCGCGAACAGUGGGAAAUGUCUUUGAGAAAUGUGGGCGUCGCGUUUGAAGGAAAUCAGCCGUCCUGUUCGUCCUCGCUGUCAGCAUCAGUCUCCUCCUCACGGCUCCUGUCAGUCCGUCUAACGGGGCAGCACUGAGGAAAUCACUGGGGCUAUGUGAGCAUCAUGCUCCUUGUGAGAUGCCUGCUGUUCGCUGCAGUCUGUGCGAGGUGCGCCGAGACAGGUGUGAGGGAAUGGGUGAGGCUGGGGGGGAGGUUGCCCUCUGCGGAGGAGGUCGUCCAGCCCAAGCGGCUCUUGCUGCAGAUCCAUUCAGACGAGGAGCUGCUGCACAACCACCUGGACACCCGGGUCAAAAACCUGCCAGAUGGCAUGCAGCAGCCCAUCCAUUUGGCCCAGAGCAGCUUCCUGGUGGAGGCCUUUGGUACAUCCUUCAUCCUUGACCUGGAACUGAACCACAACCUCUUGUCUACAGAUUAUGUGGAGCGUCACUUUGACAAUGGGGAGCUGUCACAAAAUACGGGCGGGGAGCAUUGUUACUACCACGGCCGAGUGCGGGGGCUGCCCGGCUCCUGGGUUGCAAUAUCAACCUGCCAUGGCCUGCAGGGAAUGUUUUCUGAUGGCAAUUUCACUUAUGGGAUUGAAACUGUUGGCAAUAGAGAGAAAGACCACAUUGUGUAUCGCAUGCCCGAUAUUGACCUCUUCUCACUCCCCUGUCCAGGAUGCUUCAUGAACAGCACAGAGCUUGAGGGGCAAACAGAUGAAGGAGACGGCGUGGCGAAGGAUUUAGACAAGUCUGAAGAAGAGAAAAAUAUUUUCACCAGAGGCCUGAGGCGCUCAAAAAGACAAGUGAGGCGAGGUCAACGCACUGUUCAGACUGAGACCAAGUAUAUUGAACUGAUGAUUGUCAAUGAUUAUGAGCUGUUUGUACAGCUUCGCAGAUCAACCACACAAACGAAGAUUUUUGCCAAAUCCAUAGUGAACAUGGCAGAUUUGAUCUACAAGGAGCAGCUCAACACCCGCAUCGUCCUGGUGGCCAUGGAAACCUGGUCGUCUGAAAACAAGAUCGCCGUCGGCGAUGACGCCUUGCUCACCCUGCGAGACUUCAUGAAGUACAGGAAGGAGAGCAUCAAGCAGCGCUUUGAUGCUGUGCACCUCUUCUCAGGGAGGACGUUCAUGAGCAGCCGCAGCGAAGCAGCUUACAUUGGGGGCAUCUGCUCAGUGACACGGGGUGGAGGCAUCAAUGAGUUUGGCAGUGUGGGUCCGAUGGCCAUCACUUUGUGUCAGAGUCUUGGGCAGAACAUCGGCAUGCUUAGGAACAAAGAACGAACAACUGCAGGAGGCUGCAGGUGUCCAGAUCCAUGGUUGGGCUGCAUCAUGGAGGAUACAGGCUACUACCUGCCAAGGAAGUUCUCCCGCUGCAGUAUAGAUGAGUACCUGCGCUUCCUCCAGCAGGGAGGAGGAAGCUGCCUGUUUAACAAGCCAACAAAGCUGUUGGAUCCCUCAGAGUGUGGCAAUGGAUAUGUGGAGCUGGGAGAGGAAUGUGACUGUGGAUCACUGCUGGAAUGUAGCCAAAGUGGAGCCAACUGCUGUAAAAAGUGUACUCUGACCCACAACGCCAUUUGCAGCAAUGGGCUUUGCUGCAGGGACUGCAAGUAUGAGCUCAGAGGAGUGAUGUGCCGUGAUGCUGUGAAUGACUGUGACAUUCCUGAGACCUGCAUGGGAGAUUCCAGCCAGUGUCCUCACAAUGUCCACAAACUGGACGGGUACACAUGUGAAGCCGGACAGGGUCGGUGUUAUGGUGGCCGCUGUAAGACCAGAGAUGCCCAGUGCAGGACUCUGUGGGGUUACAACUCAGCUGACAGAUUUUGUUAUGAAAAGCUGAAUUCAGAGGGGACAGAGAAAGGGAACUGUGGGCCAAACCCAGGUGGACAGGGAUGGGUGCAGUGCAACAAACAAGAUGUUCUGUGUGGGCUCCUGCUUUGCACCAAUCUGACAGAAAGGCCCAGAUUUGGUGAACUGCAGGGAAAGCUCACCAGUCUGACGAUCCAUCACCAGAACAGAUACAUGGACUGCAGAGGGGGUCAUGCGGUACUGGAUGAUGGUGUGGAUCUGGGCUACGUGGAGGAUGGGACACCAUGUGGGCCAAAUAUGAUGUGUCUGGAGCACCGCUGCCUCCCUGUCGCCACCUUUAACCUCAGCUCCUGCCCAAGCUCCUCAACCUCACACAUCUGCUCCCAGCACGGGACCUGCAGUAACGAGGUAAAGUGUACCUGUAAUCCCGAUUACACCGGAAAGGACUGCAGCGUGUUCGACUCCAUUCCCACUCCGACCCCACCAGAGGGCCUAGAGAAGUACAAAGGUCCCAGUGGUACCAAUAUCAUAAUAGGUUCGGUCGCUGGUGCAAUUCUGCUGGCUGCAAUAAUCCUGGGGGGCACAGGCUGGGGAUUUAAGAACAUCCGGAAAGGACGAUCUUCGGGAGUUUGAGUUGCUCUUCCUGUCUUCCUCAUACCAUACCCUGUCCGAUCUGAGGAGACAGUACAGAGACGUCUUCCUUUUAAUGAGCCAUCGGGCCUUUUAAAAAAAAAUCUUUUCCAUCUCCUGCUCCAUCUCUGUUGAUCCUCACUCCAGCUGAGUUUAGUCUGCCAGGUGGGAUAAAUCUGAACAGCAGGGAGGCAAGGAGAAGGACGGAGCUCCCUGAGGUUCUUGCAGGCAGUCAGGGGAAUUUUCUGGGAGCAGUUUUCCUGUUUUAGUUGAAAUUCACAUGGUUCUGGACACAGACUAUAAUUUGGACUGUUAUUACGUGCUACCCCUUUAAGUAUUUAAAUGAACUUCUCAGUUCCUAGAGAGCACAACCAUCUCCUCUUCAUAGUGUGAUUUUACCUGCAAUAGAGGUGUUUGAAUACCACUAAUUGUUACUGAAUGUUGGCAUUUUGUUCGUCCAGACGGACUGUAGAUUAGAAAUGCACAUUCCACAAUAAUAGCCAUAAUUUCUCCUUUUAUGCUGCCUUGACAGGAUAUCUGGGCUCCAGGAGCUUUUGAGAAGCUUGUCGUUUUUGCUGAGGGCAUAUGAACAGCCAGAUGGACAGUUGCACAAGUCUGCACUGGAUGUAUUCUCCAUGCUGUAUAAUAUACACACAGGCAUAUGAAAAAGCUUGGGAACUCUUCUUAACCUUUCUUCAUGCCUUAUGGAAACAGUAUUUGAGUGGUGGCGUUAAGUUUAUUGGAGUUACAGAUACUUCAAUAUGCAUCAUAACAAAAUUAGGGAGGUGCGUAAAUAUGGGCACACCAACAGAGAUAUUGCAUCAUUGCUUAGUUGAUCCUCCUUUUCCACACAUAACAGCCUCUAGAUGCCUCCUAUAACCUUUGAGUGUCGGGAUCCUAGAUGGAGGUAUGUUUGACCAUUCUUCCCUACAGAAUAGCCUCAGUUCGGUUGAACUCGCUGGCUGCCGAGCUUGCUUCAAAUCAUCCCAUAUAUUUUCGAUGACAUUCAAGUCUGGGGACUCUGACGUCCAUUGUACUUCUUCCUUUUGCACGAAUGCCUUUGUGGAUUCGAACUGUGUUUUGGGUCAUUGUCUUGUUCAAAUAUCCAACCCCUGCAACUUUGUGGCUGAUGCCUGAACUUUAUCUUGAAGAAUUUCUUGAUAUCUGGUUGAAUUCAGCCCAAACCGGACUUUAAUAAGGGUUGAUCUCUGAAUUUUCUGCAAAGCCCCACAGCAUGAUGGAACCUCCAGCAAAUCCUAUUGUGGGUAGGUGUUUUUCUUCCGCCAUGAUUUUUGUCUCAUCUGUCCGAAGCACAUUGAGCGGCUUGUCUAAAUAAGCUUUUCACACACAACAAGCUACUGUUUGUGGUGUGAACGUGCUUUUAUUUCCUCAUCUUGCCAUUCAGAGAUUUUUUGAGCAAACUGCUCUUUUUGUAGAAAGAUGCACCAUCUGUAGCAAGAUGUUCUUGCAGGUCGUUUGAGGUGAUCUUUGGGUUGUCUGUAACCAUUAAGAAAAUACCGCUCCUGGAUUUUUCUUGGCCUGCCAGCUCUGGGUUUAACAGCAGCUAUGCCUGUGGCUUUCCAUUACCUGAUUACAUUCCUUAGAGUUGAAACUGACAGUUUAAACCAACGAGGCAGCUUUUUUAGCCUUCCCCUAAACCAUGACAUUGAACAGUCCUUGUCAGAUCUUUUGAGAGUUGCUUUGAGGACCUCAUGCCGUCACUCUUCAGAGGAGAGUUGAAGAAAAGUGCGACUUGCAAUUUGGACACAUUAAAUGCCUCCCCUCGUGAUUCCGCACUCCUGUCUACGAAGUUCAAGGCUUAACAAGCUAAUCCAAUCAAUUUGAUGUUGCAAGUAAUCAGUAUCCGGCUGUUGCAUGCAUUCAGAUCAGCAAAAUUAUAAGGGUACACAAAUUCUUGCACUGCAUGUUUCUGGCAUUUUAAAGCAUUUCCUACAACUGUUGGUUUGGAAAACACCCCAGUACUCGGAUGUUUCUAGGAGAUGCUGGACAUACCACUGUUAUUGUUUUCCUUAACGUAGAGGGAUUAUUAUGCAGGCUGAGAUGGCUUCUCUAACCUUUUCAUAUGGCUGUACAUGUGCAUACAGAUAUGCUAAACAUGGGUGCUGUUGUAAAUAACUUGGGGACUCAGACAGCAGUGACUCACUGCCGCUGUGAACAGAAACACAAGUCUUUUACACAGACUUCUCUUCCGGCCUACAACUAAAUAAUUAGCUUAACACGACGUUGGGCUGUGCAACAAACAAAUCAGACUGACAAUCUUCUACUGUGCUUUGCAAAAAUAUUGAUACUCAUCCAACUUUUUUUUUGUCACAUUAAAACCGCAAACCUCAAUGUAUUUUAUUGGGAUUUUAUGUGAUAGACCAACACAAAGGAGUAAUUUAAUACUGAAUUUUGCUACCUGAAGCUGCAGGUUUUUGGGUCAUGUCUCUACCAAACUCUGACCAGCUUCCCUGUUCCUGCUGAAGAAAAGCAUCCCCACAGCAUGAUGCUGCCACCACCAUAUUCACUGUGGAGAUAAGUGUUCAGUCAUGUGCGGCAUUAAUUCUCCACCACACAAAGCACCGAGUACAAAUGCACCCCACACUUUUCAGAUUUUUAUUUGUAAAUAAUUUAGAAAACCUUGUAUCAUUUUUCUUUCCACUUCACAAUUAUGCACCACUUUAUGUUGAUCGUUCACAUAAAAUCCCAAUAAAAUACAUUGAAGUUUGUGGUUGGAACAUGACAAAAUGUAAAUACUUGUGCAAGGCACUGUAAAUUCAUACAGUUGUCCUGGCAGACCGAGGAAAGCUUAAAUACAAUAAAAGAAAUGAUACACAUUAGCAAUAAAUGUGUUUUAAGCAUAACAUCUGAACUGUUAAUACAGGUUGUCAUGUGCAUCACAUUUGGUUCCUUUGGUUAUAUUUCCUCAGAUGUCGCCUUCUAACAUCAUUCAACAGGGCAAUGACACAGAUGCCACUAAAAACAAUCAGGUUACACUGCCAGUCAGCCUACAGUGACGUUAAAGGAAGAUCUCAGCGUCUUUGAUUUAAAGCCUUUUUAAUCAGGAAUAUGUAUGCUUGGCAGUAUAGUGAUUAAACUGAAUCUGUUGCUACACAAGGACUGUUUUGGCUAAAACCUCAGGCUACACUGUUUCCUGUUUGACAUGUUGCAGUUGGACACUUGUAUAACUGUAUAAUUAAACAUACCUGUACAUGUGAUUUUUAUUUAUUUUUUGUGGUGUAUUUGGUGUUAGCAAAAUUUCAAGCCAAUGUCAUUUCUUAUAUACUUGACAAAUGGUAAGCUGACCUUUGUAAAACGUAACGUAGAGCUGAGCUCAAAAUAAGUUUCUUCAUCCUGUUGGUGGUUUUGGGUUAUGACAAUUGUUUCAGCUUAAAGCAGGGGUGUCCAAAGUGUGACCCGGGGGCCAUUUGCGACCCUCGACCAAACCUUACGAAUGGCACAAAUUUGGGUUCGCCAACUCAGGCGUUUGAUGCAUUUGAUUUUAAAAAAUAAGUUACGAUGCAAUUUGUACAGAAAUUAGACAGAUAAAAACAGAUAAAAAUAAAAACGAUGUUUUUCCAAUUUUAAUAAGGGAAAAGAACACAUUCAUUACUUUAGGUUUGGCAUUCUUGGUCCCCAUGGCAAAAGGUUUGGACACCACUAGCUUAAAGCCUUUCUGUGCUGCCGUCACUUUAUGCUGCUUAUAAAGUUCGGUAAGAUUACUGUUAAGUUGCCCUUAUCAGUGUUUUUGCAAUAUCUGCUUUAAAACAUAUCAAUUUAGAACAAAAAACAUUAAAGAGCUUUAUAUUGUAAUUUAUAGGUAAAAAGGUGAAAAUAAAACUUAUACAUGUAUGAAAGAAGGAUUUUAGGAUGCUUAAUAAAAAGCAGAAACAAAAUGUCA